This is a messenger RNA of Megalobrama amblycephala (Wuchang bream), 3467 nucleotides long. RefSeq names its product ecto-NOX disulfide-thiol exchanger 2 (gene enox2). Gene Ontology annotation, cellular component: plasma membrane; external side of plasma membrane. The coding region runs from base 16 to 2379 and encodes 787 amino acids. Gene Ontology annotation, molecular function: RNA binding; protein-disulfide reductase activity. Gene Ontology annotation, biological process: ultradian rhythm. The record is from RefSeq and is a predicted model, not a curated record. Lineage: Eukaryota; Metazoa; Chordata; Actinopteri; Cypriniformes; Xenocyprididae. The transcript has 16 exons.
CUCCAGAUUCCCACAAUGCCUAGUGUUUACCUCGCUCAGAGUCUGACAGCACCGAUGCUGCUCACUGGCUCUUCUAGUCACCGACUGGAGCCCCGCACAUAUCCAGCACACAUUCAGCAGUGCUGCAUGCACCGGACCGCCACCGUUUACCGACACAAACCAGCACAGUUCUCCAGACAAGCAGCUCUGGACAGUGUUCAUGUUGGCGGAGGUGGCGCUGGACACUUCCUCGCUCCUGAUCUGAGCCAAAGGCAGUCGGCUCCAGCCAGGGGCAUCGCUGGUGUCUGUGAGAGGAGGGAACUAGCUCACCUUUGUAAAGGUCUGAAUCCGCUGCCCUUCGACCCCGCCACGAACAACGAACCAUUGCAAUUCAACAGCUCCAAUGGUCCUCUGCUUUCUGACUGUCCUCUGGAAAACGGAACAGAAAACGGCAAAAAGAGGAAGAGACCCAACCUUCCUCCAGAGGGGCUCCGAAAUAUUGCCAUGGACUCCAACUCUUUAGCGAUGCCCAUGUCGGACCCUAAUGCUUGGGCUACUGCCAUGAACAACCUCGGAAUGGCCCCCAUGAGCAUGACUGGCCAACCUAUCAUGUCAGAUUUUGACCCCAGUCUUGGCAUGAUGACUGGCAUUGCUCCAAUGAACCCCAUGAUGCCCGGCCUUGGGAUUGUGCCCCCGCCAGUAUCGCAAGACAUGCCCAUUGUGAAGGAAAUCAUCCACUGCAAGAGCUGCACACUUUUUCCUCCCAACCCCAUCCGUACUGAACGCAUCUACCCACCCAAGAUCACAUCCAAAUCCGCUUGGCUCGUUUGUUCUUUUGAGACUCGGCACACAGAGUCACUUCAACAAGACCUGCCUCCCCCUGCCACCAGAGAGAGACCCCCCGGCUGUAAGACAGUGUUUGUCGGCGGUUUGCCAGAGAAUGCAACAGAGCAGCUCAUUGUGGAGGUGUUUGAACAGUGCGGAGGUAUCAUCGCCAUCCGCAAGAGCAAGAAGAACUUCUGUCAUAUCCGUUUCGCCGAGGAGCACACAGUGGACAAGGCCCUCUUCCUGUCAGGUUAUAGGAUCAGACUGGGAUCAAGCACAGAUAAGAAGGACACAGGCCGGCUGCAUGUAGAUUUCGCUCAGGCUCGAGAUGACCUGUACGAGUGGGAGUGCAGACAGCGCAUGCUGGCCCGGGAAGAGAGGCACCGGCGCAGGAUAGAGGAGGACCGUCUUCGGCCCCCUUCACCGCCCCCCAUCGUUCAUUACUCUGAGCACGAAUGCGGCCAGUUAGGAGAAAAGCUCAAAGACGACUCCAAAUUUCCCGAGGCGGUGCGUGUCCUGCUGACCUGGGUGGAACGAGGGGAGGUAAACCGCAGAAACGCCAACAACUUCUACUCCAUGAUCCAGUCCUCCAACAGCCACAUUCGCAGGCUGAUGAACGAGAAGGCCUCUCAUGAGAAGGAGAUGGAGGAGGCCAAGGAGAAGUUCAAGAAUGCCCUUUCUGGGAUUUUAGUACAAUUUGAGCAGAUUGUGUCUGUAUUCCACGCUGCUACCAAACAAAAGGCAUGGGACCAUUUCUCCAAAGCCCAACGGAAGAACCUGGACAUGUGGCGAAAGCAAGCAGAGGAGAUCAGAAACAUCCACAAUGAAGAGCUGAUGGGAAUUCGGAGGGAGGAGGAAAUGGAGAUGUCAGAUGAUGACAUGGAGGACGCCCCAGAAAGCAAAGAUUCAGAUGAUUCAGGGCCGCUGGCUCAGGUGGAGGCUCUGAAAGAGGAGAACGACAGUCUGCGGUGUCAGCUGGAUGCCUACAGGAACGAGGUGGAGCUUCUGAAACAGGAGCAGGGUAAAGCGCAGCCCCAGCGCAGCGAGGAGGAUGCCACCCGCCAGCAGCAGCUCAGCUUCCUGCAGCAGGCUCUGCAGGGCAUGCAGAAGCAACUGCUCAAGCUUCGUGAGGAUCUGAAACAGAGAGAGAUGGAGCUGGAGAAGAACUCAGAGGAAAAACAACAGCUCGAAAGCCAGAUCCAGAGUCUGAAAGAUCGGAUUCAAGCCUUCCCCACAUCACACGCUCUGCCCGAGGCGGCGGCGUCGGCCGUGGUGUCCUGCAGCCAAGAGAAGGAGAGCCUGCCGGAGAAGGGUCCUCCCAGCCCAGUGAAGUCCGAGAGAGAGGCUCUGCUCGUGGGAAUCAUCUCAACGUUUCUUCACGUCCAUCCUUUUGGAGCCAGUAUUGAAUAUAUCUGCUCCUAUUUACAGCGGCUGGACACUAAGAUCAGUACCACAGAAGUGGAGACUCUUUUGGGUCGGCUGCCCUGCACCUUCAAGCAGGAGUUGACGGGCGUCGGGGCUAGUUUGGAGAAACGCUGGAAGUUCUGUGGGUUUGAGGGCAUCAAGACGGCGUAGAGACACGGGUCGGGCUUCUCGCUAGAAACGACACGACCGAUGGACCCGAGGGGUUACAACCAAUCACCUGCCAGCUCUCCGUGUCCAUCCAUCCAGCCCCAUGGGAUUUAAAUCUCAGAAAACACUUGGAGACCUGGAGAACCUCAAGACUUUGGUGUGUGUGUAGUAUGUUUUAGUAUGUGUACACACGAGCACAUGUCGGAGUGUGUGUACGAACCACACAACGUGACUCUGAGCUGCUGCAUCGGGUAAAAAUCAGGGUCUGCUGAACCGAGGACUUGAACUGUCAACAUACAUUUUCUUUUUCUCGUUUCACCUCUAAUUUGUAAAAAAGAAAAACCUUAUAAAUAACAUGAAUAUAUUUCUUUUCUCUUCUGUAUAGGCUGCAGAAACAGUUGCAUAGAAUCUUUUGUUCACAUAUCCUGUAAAUGUUUGAAUAACUUGCUAUUUUUAAAUAAAAAAACAACAACAAAAUAUGCAACCAGACUAAUUUAUUAGUUCAACAAUCUAGGCCAGUGCUUCCAAAAUCUUCAACUUUCAGCACGUCUGCUAAUUAAAAGAGGAAUCGUGGGAUAAAUAAACGCCUUCGUUAGACGUUUCCUCUCAUUUAUGCCACACACGUCCUUUCAAACCUUCGGGCUUUUCCUGCUUAAGCUGGAGACCGCAGUAGAUCUGUGUCCCCUGGCGGUCUGAGUCAGUCUGCGGUGUUUUCCCAUCUCUAAUGGUUCGUAUUAUUCUAAUGCAUGGAGUUUUUUGUAAUCGCUUUGAGUUGACUGGUAACCAGACUGAGCAGCUGUGAACGUGUCGAGCCGUGUUGCUGUUUUUGCACAGAGCUUGUGAACUCUAAUUAACCAUCACAGCGCUGCAUGUAUGUGUUUCGUGUGCAGAUGUGUGAGCUGCAUCUCGCGACUGAAGGCGGCACAGUCAAGCGUCCCUAAUGCUUUUCUGUUGUGCAAUUUGUAAGGUGAUUUUUUUUCCGCUUAUAGCUGAGGGAAACUAAAGCUUUAUUACACAUGAUCGGUUCCCACUGCACUUUUUCUAUUUCCUUGGGCCGCAAGUAUGAAAAAUUAUUUUCAAAUGCUUGUCAG